AUGCUCGCAUCUCGUAGCGUUCGCGCCGCCGCCGUUGCCGCUACUGCUGCGGCUGCGCCCAUGCGCUCGUCUCCUAUCGCAGCGCGUGCAUUCGCAACAGUGACACGGUCGUCGACGAGGCCUCGAACCUUGCUCGCAUCGCCAACAGUCGCGGCGAGAUCAUUUGAGCAAGUGGGACGACGCACGCUAUUCACUCGAGCACCGCCAACGCCGCUGGCCCGCACCAAGCAGUACAUCUAUCUCGUCUUUGCCCUUGCGGCGGGUACGCUCGGUGUCGCAUACUAUGUAGACUCCCGAUCGGCCAUCCACCGCUGGAUCGCCAUUCCUGCGCUCAAAGCGUUCCUCGACCCUGAAUCUGCCCAGAAGCUCGCCAUCAAGAUGCUUGAGACGGGACUGGCACCGCGCGACCUUGUCGAUGACGACGCUGUGCUCGAAACCGAACUCUUCGGCAGGAAGCUCUCGAACCCGAUCGGCCUUGCCGCUGGCUUUGACAAGCAGGCCGAGGCCAUCGAUGGUCUACUUGAUCUUGGCUUUGGCUUCAUCGAGAUCGGCAGUGUCACGCCCGAGCCGCAGCCGGGUAACCCGCAACCACGCUACUUCCGCCUGAUCGAGGACAACGCCUGCAUCAACCGUUUCGGCUUCAACUCGGAAGGUCACAAUGUCAUCCUCAGCCGUUUGAGGGAUCGCAUCCGAAGGUGGCUCCUUCACUCGUCGAGCGUGGCUAGCUUGCAAGACGCGCUCGUUGCGGCGCCCGACUCGGCCACUGCGGAUGCUAGGCAGUUGAUCGCUACGCACCCCAAGAGCACCUCGGCAUUUGUCGACGCUACGGACCUGCCUCGAAGCUUGCGACCGGCCAAGCUGCUCGGCAUCAACCUGGGUAAGAACAAGACUAGCAAGGAGGAGAGCGUCGACGACUAUGUCAAGGGUGUCGAGCGUCUUGGACCGUAUGCCGACAUGAUCAUCGUCAACGUCAGCAGUCCCAACACACCCGGUCUGCGUCGUCUCCAGCGCCGUGGCGUGCUCGAGGACCUGCUGACUCAGGUGGCCAAGGCUCGCGACGGCAUGGUCGAGUCGCAUCUGCGAUUCUCGGACAAGAAGGUGCCUGUGCCUCUGCUCGUCAAGAUCGCACCGGACCUGAGCGAGGAGGAGCUGCACGACGUGGCCGAUGCAGCGCUCAAGAGCGGUAUCGAUGGGCUGGUCAUCAGCAACACCACCAUCUCUCGCCCGGCAUCGCUCCGAUCAUCCGAGCACGUCCGCGAGACGGGCGGUCUGUCCGGCCCACCCGUCAAGCCGCUUGCGCUCAAGGCGCUCACCACGGUGCACAAGCGCUUGGAGGGAAAAUUGCCCAUCAUCGGAUGCGGUGGUAUCGCCAACGGUCAGGACGCGCUGGAUUUCGCCAAGGCCGGUGCCAGCGCCAUUGAGCUGUACACGUCUUUCGGCUACCAGGGCGUCGGCCUACCGCGACGACUCAAGGACGAGCUGGUGGAACUGCUCAAAGCCGAGGGCAAGACGUGGAAGCAGGUCGUGGGAUCUGGUAUCGACCUGUCCAGCAUCUCGAUUGCCGCUCCCAACGCCGAAACCCCCACGGGUCUGCACCCGGGCAGUGACGCCGCGUUUGAAAAGAGCGUCGCCAGCGUCAAGCUCGAGCUCGACGGACUGCGUGAAAAGUUCGGCCUCAACCAGACACUGACCAAGGAGAACUUGCAGAGCUUCCUGCCCACGCGCGAGUCGGAUGCGAGCUACUACGAUCUCAUCCAGCAGGCUCACUCUGCGCUUGGGCUCGAGUUCGCAGCCGGUGAAAAGACCUCGCUCUCGGCACCUUCUUCCACCGCUCCCCCCAAGCAGGACAAGCCCACCGCAGGCGAGAAACAGGUGGCCAAGGCGCAGGAGCUGCUGCACGAUCCCAAAGUGCCGAAUGUUAACGUGGACCUCAAGGAAAAGACGCGCAAGGUGUUUGGCGAGACGACGCAGGGUAAAGUGCUCGAGGCUAAGGAAAACGCGGCGAAUCGCGAUUUCGCAAAGAUCGACAAGGUCCGUGUUGUCUAA
Messenger RNA from Sporisorium graminicola, 2046 nucleotides. RefSeq lists its product as uncharacterized. The record is from RefSeq and is a predicted model, not a curated record. Lineage: Eukaryota; Fungi; Basidiomycota; Ustilaginomycetes; Ustilaginales; Ustilaginaceae. The transcript has a single exon. Gene Ontology annotation, biological process: 'de novo' pyrimidine nucleobase biosynthetic process; pyrimidine ribonucleotide biosynthetic process. Gene Ontology annotation, molecular function: dihydroorotate dehydrogenase activity. The coding region runs from base 1 to 2046 and encodes 681 amino acids. Gene Ontology annotation, cellular component: cytoplasm; mitochondrial inner membrane.